Molecule: messenger RNA, 706 nt
Organism: Racocetra fulgida
Lineage: Eukaryota; Fungi; Glomeromycota; Glomeromycetes; Diversisporales; Gigasporaceae
Source: the annotation of a GenBank genome assembly
AUGGACUCUCAUGAUGUCAAUACAAUGGUUUCAACCACUACACAUCCACUCCAGGAGUCACAUUCACCUCAAGAAUCGCAAGAGUCACAUUCACCUCAAGAACCACAAGAGUCACAUUCCUUUCAAGAGUUAUAUUCCCCUCAAGAGUCAUGUUCGCUCCAAGAAUCAUGCGAAUCAUGUUCGCUCCAAGAAUCAUGCGAAUCAUGCUCGCUUCAAGAAUCGUGCGAAUCAUGCUCGCUUCAAGAAUCAUGUUCAUUUCAAGAGUUACAUCCACUUCAAGGGUCCCAAGAAAUUUCCUCACUUCAAGAAUCCCGAGAGACACCUCCAUCUCAAGAAUCCCAAGAAACAUCACCACUUCAAGAGACCCAAGAACCUCAUUCGUUUCAAGAAGUAUAUUCUGUAGUUACACACACAUUAACAUUACAAGAGCCACCACCAAUAUUAACACACCCAUUACAAUUGCAAGAUUCAUUAACAAACAUUGAAUCUCCUUCUACAACUCCAUCAUUAACCGCACAAAUGUCUAUGCUUUUUGAUGGUAUACGCGAUCCUACUCAAAACAAUCAAUCAGUAACAACCAUAACAAUAACCCCUAAUGAUCCUUUUCAAAUAUUGGAACCCAUUCAACCUCAAGAAAAUACACCAUUAAUUAAAAAUUUUUUUGUUUAUGGCUUUAUAUUUUUACCAUUUUGGUUUAUUGGUGCUU